AUGGACCUCAUCUUCUUAUAUUCUAAAGGAAUUCCAUUCUUUGGCAAGUUUGCUGACAUGUCGCUUCCUCCUUCACUUUCAGCUUUGUGUUCACACUACAAAAUUUUAAAAACCUUUCAUUCUUUGGAUGUCAAUACUGCCAAGGAGGACUGGAGGAUUAAGGUGAAGGUGGUUCAGGCUUGGAAAGUUCCUAACUUUCAACGUAAAGAUUUUGACGACAAAAAUGAAAUGGUUUUGAUGGAUGAACAGGGUGGUCGGAUCUAUGCCACUGUCAAAGGUUCUUUGCAGGUACGGAAGAAAAUCCAUGAAGGAGAAUGCUAUUUUAUAAAAAAAUUUGGAGUUGGAUUCAAUAGUGAUAUUUUCAGGCCAACCAGGCAUCAAUAUCGUUUGUCUUUCACCUUGAGGACUGAUGUUAAAUCGAUUGUUGAUUCUAAUCUUUCUGUGAGUGAAUUUGAUUUUGUUGAUUAUGACAUCAUUGAAAAAGAAUCAUCUGACUCUCCUUAUUUAGUGGACAUCAUUGGUUUACUGUCAGGAAUUGGGGAAGUUUGUGAUCGUGUAGUUUCUGGUAGGAAAACCAAAAUGGUGGUGUUGGAUCUUGACAACCUGAGGUAA
Messenger RNA from Gastrolobium bilobum, 612 nucleotides. RefSeq lists its product as uncharacterized. The record is from RefSeq and is a predicted model, not a curated record. The transcript has 5 exons. NCBI's taxonomy places the organism in Eukaryota, Viridiplantae, Streptophyta, Magnoliopsida, Fabales, Fabaceae. Bases 1 to 612 code for a protein of 203 amino acids.